Molecule: messenger RNA, 2266 nt
Organism: Perognathus longimembris pacificus (Pacific pocket mouse)
Lineage: Eukaryota; Metazoa; Chordata; Mammalia; Rodentia; Heteromyidae
Gene: Usp18
Product: ubiquitin specific peptidase 18
Exons: 11
Coding region: 230-1357 (375 amino acids)
Biological process (GO): protein deubiquitination
Cellular component (GO): nucleus; cytosol
Molecular function (GO): cysteine-type deubiquitinase activity; cysteine-type endopeptidase activity
Source: RefSeq, a predicted model, not a curated record
GGUAUGGAAACUGUACCUCUUCCAGGGUGAAGAGUCGGAGUCCCACCACCCCUUGCUUCCUUGCUUCCUGUAUCAUAGCCUUUGUGUAUCAUCCCCACUCUCUGAAGACCCCAGUUUGUUCUGAAGUUCUUCUGCCCCUGGCUCAUGGAAACUCUUCCUGGCGGUACACUUGUGGCAUCUUGAGCACCAGUGAGACAUCCUUGGCCUGGGGGCUUUAGAGUAAUUACUAAUGGGCAAGGUGUUUGGGUUCCUGAGGAAAAACUGCCAGUCAAUCCUGGCUGAGUCUCAGCAUUGCCCAGGAGAACUUAAUGAGACGAAAGAAGGUGGCAACAUGAAGAGGAAGAAAAGAGUGCAGCUAAGAGAACAUCUUAGUGCCUGGGACUACCCUCACGGCCCAGUUGGUUUACACAACAUUGGACAGACCUGUUGUCUUAACGCCCUAAUUCAGGUAUUCAUUAUGAACAUGGACUUCACAAAGAUAUUGAAGAGAAUGUCAGUGCCAAAGGGACCAGAAGAGCAAAAGAGAAAUGUCCCAUUCCAGCUGCUUCUACUGCUGGAGAAGAUGCAGGACAGCCGGCAGAAAGCAGUACGACCCAUGGAGCUGGCCUACUGUCUCCAGAAGUACAAUGUGCCAUUGUUUGUCCAGCAUGAUGCUGCUCAGCUCUACCUCACAUUCUGGAACCUAAUCAAGGAUCAAAUAACUGAUAUGGACUUGGCAGAGAGGCUACAGGCCCUGUACACCAUACAGGUGAAGGAGUCCUUGGUUUGUCUCAGCUGUACCAGAGAGAGCAGUAGGAACAGCAGCAUGCUGACCCUCCCUCUUUCUCUUUAUGACAUGGACUCAAAGCCUCUCAGAACACUGGAGGAUGCCCUGCACUAUUUUUUCCAUCCUAGGGAGUUAGCCAACAAAAGCAAGUGGUUCUGUGAGAACUGUGGGAUGAAGACACGUAGAAAUCAGGUCUUGAAGAUGACACAGUUGCCCCAAACCUUGACCAUUCACCUUAUGCGAUUCUCCAUUAGAAAUUCACAGACUGAGAAAAUCUGCCACUCUUUGCAUUUCCCUCAGAGUUUGGAUCUCAGUCAGAUUCUUCUGACUGAACAAGAAGACCUCAGUGAGGCUGCAGAGCAGCCUGAAGGGCAGUAUGAACUCUUUGCUGUGAUUGCCCAUGUGGGGAUGGCGGACUUUGGUCAUUACUGUGCUUAUAUCCGGAAUUCAGUGGAUGGAAAAUGGUUCUGCUUCAACGACUCCAAUGUUUGUUGGGUUUCCUGGGAAGACAUCCAGUGCACCUAUGGAAAUCAUAACUACCGCUGGCGGGAAACUGCAUAUCUUCUGGUUUACACGAAGAUUGGAGGUUAAUGGAUAUACUCUACACCUUCGGAGACUGACAAAUUAAUUUCCUUUCUUGUCAUUGGAUCUUCUAAGUCUUCUAGGAGAUUCUACAAUGAGGAAAAAAUAAUUUAAAAACUAUAUGAUGAUUUAAAUCUUAAGUUAUAACCAUGAGUGAUUAUAUUGAUAUCAUUGGAAUGUGGUUUGUCUCCCAAAGGUCAUGUGACAAAGCUUGGUGCCCUGUAUAGCAAUGUUGUGGGACAGAAUCUUUUGUGAGGUAAGGCUUGUGUGGAGCAACUGUAGCUCAUGCUUGUAAUCCUAGCAACUCGGGAGGUUGUGAUGGUUCAAAACCAGAUAGGGCAGAAAACUCCACGAGACUUACCUUCAAUUGACAACUAAAACAAAAGUUGGAAGUGGAGCUAAAGUGGUAGUGUGUCAGGAUUGAGUGAAAAAGCUAAGGAACCACACCUAAGACUAGAGUUCAAGGCCUAGUGGUGCCCCCCUGUCUCCCAGUGAACUAUUUCAGCUAGGCCCCGUCUUUGAAGUUACCAGAACCCCUUGAAACUAGCACUGCUAUCUGGAGAGUAAGCAACACAUGAGCCUGUGGGGGACAUUUCGUUUUUGAACCAUAACGUUAGUGAACUAGGCACAAUAAAUAAACUUAUUUCUCUCAAAAGGAGUGUAUAGUUUAUAGCUUAAUGGAGGUAAUUAAAACAUAAGAUGCUAAUGAUUUGUGCUAUAGAAACUAAAAAGAAGCUGGGAUCCCUUCUUUAGUGGAAGUCUUGAGGCUGUAGAGAGGGUUAGGGGUUAAGAUAGUCCAUAUAUACAGAAAAUAUACUCAAAAGAAUAGCUGAGAAAGUCAAUACUCAGAGGUCACAGAAAUCACAAACCUGACUUCUUUAUACCAAGGAUCUAAAUGGUGAAAGGUAAGGAGGUGGU